AUGACUACGACAGACAUGGUGGAAGAUGGAGCGAUUGACCCUCGCGUCGACGAGACAACAGCCUUGCUCGCUGCUCCCUCCACAGCCUCACCUACAACAGACCAAACGGAGAACGGCACAGCCAACAACAAGAAUGUCGACGAAGACAAACCGUUACCCAAAGACCAGAUCUUCUUUCUCUGCCUCGCGAGAGUCGUCGAACCCAUUGCCUUCUUCAGUAUCUUUCCCUUCAUCAACCAAAUGAUUCGCGAUACUGGAGUUGCCGAGCAAGAUGUGGGAUUUUACAGUGGCUUGAUUGAAUCACUGUUCUCUUUGACGCAGAUGUUCUGCAUGAUUCCUUGGGGUUGGGCAUCCGACUACUUUGGACGAAAACCCAUGCUGGUCUUAUCAUUGGCGGGUGUCUCGAUUGCGACGGCCUUGUUUGGAUUUGCCGAGACCAUCUGGGCCAUGAUCCUGAUCCGGUGCUUUGGAGGUCUUUUCGCAGGAACGGUCGUGACGAUCCGAACCAUGAUCAGCGAAAACAGCACUGCCAAAACUCAGGCUCGUGCAUUCUCCUUCUUUGCAUUCUCGGGCAAUUUGGGGAUAUUCCUAGGCCCUAGCAUAGGUGGUGCUCUGGCCAAACCAGCAGCUCUGUUCCCGUCCAUCUUCGGUCAUAUCCAAUUCUUCCAUGAUUUCCCAUACGCUCUGCCUACCAUUGUUACUGGUGUCAUUGGGGUGAUUGCGACAGUUACAAGCGGUAUUUUCCUCAAAGAGACCCUCGUCCGCAAGCCGAAAUCCUCAUCCGAUAUCAGCACCAAAAUGUCGACCCUUGAACUCCUCCGGGCUCGCAACGUCCCCAUGACGCUCUACAUUUACGCACACGUCAUGGUUCUCGCAUUUUCCUACACUGCCAUCGUCCCCGUCUUCUUCUUCACGCCCGUCCACCUCGGCGGGUUCGGGUUCUCGCCUCUCCAAAUCAGUAUCUUCAUGACGCUCGGGGGACUUUCGCAGUCACUCUACCUUCUGAUCGUAUUCCCCUGGCUCCAGGCGCGCAUCGGCACCGCGGGUGUCAUGCGACUUUGCGCCCACGCCUACCCGUGCUUCUUCGCCUUUCUGCCUGUCUGCAACGUCUUCUUGCGUAGGGGCAUGACCGCAGUGUUCUGGGCCGUUGCGCCUGUGGCCUUGAUGCUGGGCAGCGGCGUCGCCAUGAGCUUCACGGCCAUCCAACUCGUCCUGAACGACGUGAGCCCGAGUCCCGCGGUCCUCGGCACGUUGAAUGCCGUCUCGCUCACGCUGGUUAGCGGGAUAAGGGCAUUCAGUCCGGCGCUGUUUUCGAGUCUGUUCGCCGCCAGUGUCGGCAGCGGGAUCCUCGGGGGGCAUCUCAUUUGGAUUCUCAUGGUUGUUUUGGCCGCCGGGUUUGCGGUAGUGAGUCAUUGGACACCGGAGCCGGGAAAAGAGGUGAAGGAUGGUGCAGAGGAAGAGGCAGAGUAA
Messenger RNA from Exophiala spinifera, 1470 nucleotides. RefSeq lists its product as uncharacterized. Gene Ontology annotation, biological process: transmembrane transport. NCBI's taxonomy places the organism in Eukaryota, Fungi, Ascomycota, Eurotiomycetes, Chaetothyriales, Herpotrichiellaceae. The record is from RefSeq and is a predicted model, not a curated record. The transcript has 5 exons. Gene Ontology annotation, molecular function: transmembrane transporter activity. The coding region runs from base 1 to 1470 and encodes 489 amino acids.